This is a messenger RNA of Xiphophorus maculatus (southern platyfish), 1008 nucleotides long. It is a transcript of the gene fkbp14, whose product is annotated as FK506 binding protein 14. Bases 102 to 737 code for a protein of 211 amino acids. The transcript has 4 exons. Gene Ontology annotation, molecular function: peptidyl-prolyl cis-trans isomerase activity; calcium ion binding. The record is from RefSeq and is a predicted model, not a curated record. Lineage: Eukaryota; Metazoa; Chordata; Actinopteri; Cyprinodontiformes; Poeciliidae.
GCACCCUUCUGCAGAAGUUUGUCUGCCACGUAAGGGAUUUUAGCAGUUAAACUUUUUAAUUUGUGUAUAUUUUGCGAAAGUUUUAACAAUUGUCUUCAAACAUGAUGCUGUUUACUUUUUGUUCCUUAUUGCCAUCACUGUUUGUUUUUGUCACUGGUGGAAAACUUCCAGAAGCCGAUGUGAAAAUUGAGGUGAUGCACAAACCUUUUCAGUGUCACCGAAAAUCAAAGUAUGGAGACAUGCUUCUUGUUCAUUACGAGGGAUUCCUGGAGAGCAAUGGCACUAUGUUCCAUUCCAGCCGCAAACAUGGGGACAGAAAUCCAGUCUGGUUCACUCUUGGGAUCCGAGAGGUGCUUAAAGGUUGGGACAAGGGUCUGCAGAAUAUGUGUGCUGGAGAGCGCAGGAAGCUGACUGUCCCUCCAUCACUGGGAUACGGAAAGGAAGGUCAAGGUAAAAUUCCUCCAAGCAGCACCUUGAUAUUUGACAUUGAGCUCAUGGAGAUCCAAAAUGGUCCCAGGUCCCACGACUCUUUCCGGGACAUGGAUCUUAACGACGACUGGAAACUCUCCAGACAGGAGGUGAAGCAUUUCUUGAAGAAGGAAUUUGAGAAACAUGGUUACUCGCCCAAUGACACACAUCAUGAAGUGAUGGUUGAUGACAUCUUCAAAAAUGAGGAUGAGGACAAAGACGGUUUUAUAUCAGUUAGGGAAUUCACCUCCAUACACGAUGAACUCUGAAUGACGGAUUCAACUUUUAAAUUAGUUUUUUUUUUUUUUUUUUUUUGUAGAUCAUCUUUGAAACGUAUAUAAAUUGAUGUUUUAAACAAAGACUUUCAUAAUUUUAAACCUACAUUUGACCAAUAUUGUCUGAUGUUUUGUUUUAUGUUUUUUUUUUUAUUUUGACCUAGAAGUUUUAUAUUCAUUUGCACAUUUCAUAACUUAUUUCCCUUGGACACACAUAUAAAUGUCAUAGUUCUUGUUGCUUUAAGAUGAUUAAACCAUUUUUGAU